AAUCGAUAGCUGCUUGUUUGCUCAAACCUGUAACGGGAAGCAAUGGCUGAGGCCAUAGCAGAUACGAGAAGGCUGUAUACUAAACCACAAAACCUGAAUGACGCGUACGGGCCACCGAGUAACUUUCUAGAAAUUGAUGUUACCAACCCCGAAACAGUUGGCGUCGGUCGGAACAGGUUCACGACAUAUGAGAUCAAACUGAAGACAAACCUCCCCAUCUUCAAGCUGAAGGAGUCACGUGUCCGGAGGAGAUACAGCGACUUUGAGUGGCUGAGAGGAGAGCUGGAGAGGGAAAGCAAGGUGGUGGUUCCUCCUCUUCCUGGAAAAGCUCUGUUCAGGCAGCUUCCUUUCCGUGGGGAUGAUGGUAUAUUUGAUGACUCUUUUAUUGAGGAACGGCGGCAAGGGCUGGAACAGUUCCUCAACAAAGUUGCUGGUCAUCCAUUGGCCCAAAAUGAGCGCUGCCUGCACAUGUUCCUACAGGAUGAGUCUGUGGAUAAAAACUACACCCCUUCCAAAAUUAGACAAGCCUAAACUGGUCUGGACUCUACACACACGUUCACAAACAAACACAAAAAAACAUGGCCCAUAAGCAAUAAGAAAGGUUCAAAUCAUCCUUUAUCGGAAAAGAUUGUGAGCAUGAAGCAUAGGGCGUCCAAAACAUUUACCUCGGCAGAAAAUGAGACGUAAAAAAUGAUUUAAAACAUACUCGAGAAUUAGUCAUGUUGUAUCCCUUCACUUCUUUGAUCUGUUCUUUUAGAUUGUUUCAGUCUUUUUGCUCCGAUUUCUCAAUCUUUAAUGUUAAUAUUAACCACUUUUACGUCUGAUCCAACACGUCCUUAUUGGUAAUUAAUCGUGGUUAACAAUUAUUUAUGGUAGUUUGUCUUAAAGGCUCCACUAACUUUGAUAUUUCCAGUAUCAAACAAAACAAAAACCAAAUAACUGUCACGGUUAUGCAAGCACUAUAUCACACACACAUUGGCAUCCCUGUGUUAUCGCUACUGCCUACUUGUGUUGCUUUUAAUGCUGAAGAACACAUACAGCGGCUCACCGUCCAGGAUGCACUUAAUUGGGAACCUUCUUCAUUUGUGGUGGUUAAAUGUGCGCUGUGUCCUACACAAGCCUGUUUUUACUGUGAUGGAGUGGCACAGAAACACAGAGAGUGCUGUCUAUGAUGCAUGUUUUCAGAUUUGUAUACUGCUGUGCCAUUGUUUUGUUUAUGAGAAUUUUCCAAUAAAACGGAUCAAACACA
This is a messenger RNA of Danio rerio (zebrafish), 1249 nucleotides long. RefSeq names its product sorting nexin 3 (gene snx3). The record is from RefSeq and is marked validated. Gene Ontology annotation, molecular function: phosphatidylinositol phosphate binding; phosphatidylinositol binding. Gene Ontology annotation, cellular component: early endosome; phagocytic vesicle; endosome. NCBI's taxonomy places the organism in Eukaryota, Metazoa, Chordata, Actinopteri, Cypriniformes, Danionidae. Gene Ontology annotation, biological process: regulation of protein metabolic process; regulation of protein transport.